Molecule: messenger RNA, 6621 nt
Organism: Electrophorus electricus (electric eel)
Lineage: Eukaryota; Metazoa; Chordata; Actinopteri; Gymnotiformes; Gymnotidae
Source: RefSeq, a predicted model, not a curated record
AUGGAUGAGGCCUUGACUGUUUUCUUACUAAAAGGUUAUUUGUGCGCGUUUUGCGCUUGUUUAUUACCAGUGGAGCUAUUCGCGCAGUCAGCUCCGGAGUGUUACCCCGGAGGGCACCGGCUGCUGCGCGAUCCGCAUCGGAGCGUGGACUUCGACUCCACGGAGCUGCAGAACACGGCCAUCCAGGACGUGAUCUGUGACCACUCGCUGCCGGCUGGAUGGUACCGGUUCAGCAUCGGCAACAGGGCCGCCGAGAUGCCAACGCGUUGCGUGGAGAUGAACCACUGUGGGACCCAGGCUCCGGUGUGGCUAUCCCUCACGGAUACGCCGCUUCCCAUUCCCGGCCAGGCUAGCCAGAUGACGGCCUGUGCCACCUGGCAGUUCUUCCACCGCAGCACCAAGGACUGCUGCCUGUUCCGCAUCCCCGUCACCGUGCGCAACUGCGGCCACUUCCUCCUCUACUUCCUGGAGCCCACGCAGGGAUGCAUGGGCUACUGUGCCCAAGUCAUUUCAGAGUUCACGCCGAAAGCAUGUCCAGCCAGUGAAGUGGAAGUCAACGGAGUGUGUACAGCCAGGCCACCCCCGCUGCCAGGCCAGCCCCAGCUGAGCGCAGAGCUGGCAGGCAGCAGCGUGCAGCUUCGUUGUUCCUACAACGCUGCCCCCGGCGCCGGCCUGCUGGUCUACACUGUGGUGUGGGUGCGCUACACCUCAGCCAGCAUGAAGGUGGAGCUGAGGAGGGACACGACCGCUCGGCUGCAUGCCCUCGUGGAGAUGGAUGGAGUUCAUUUCAGAUUGGGCGAAACGUACUCCUGCAGCGUGUCCACGCACCUGAUCAACUCCUCGACCGUCCAGUCUGCCCCCAGAGAAAGCGCAGGGUUUUUCGCUGGAAUUAAGUUUGUUCCAGACGCUCUGCACAUCCGCGAGGAUGGCAAGGAACACUCGCUCGUGGUGCACAGCUCCGUGCCGAUCUCCUGUUACGGAUCGGAGCCAGGCUGCUGCUGCAGUCUCCCCUUAGCGCUCAGCGUGCGCGAGGCAGACGGCGUGAUGUCGGCAACGCCGAACGUGGCGCUGUCCUCCUGUCGGCUGGAGCUCGCGUCCCAGGCGUGCCGCGGCGGCGUGUGCGCGCGCGCUGCCGUCGCCCUCACCGCGGUAACCGAUUUCACUCGCGACGGAAACCGAGCGAGCCUGCUGAGCGCGCGGCCCGCCGGCGGUAGCCCGCGACUUUGGCGAGGAUACGCGCCCACGCCCGUGAAGGUCACGGUUCAGGAUGUCCCCACCAGCAGCUGUUACUCCCUCACCGAUCCACACAUUCUCACCUUCGACGGCAGACGCUUUGACAACCGGCAGACUGGGACGUUCGUGCUGUGCAGGAGCGCCAGCCGAGCGUUUGAGGUCCACGUGCGGCAGCAGGACUGUGGUGGCCGCCAUUACCCCGUCACCUGCACCUGCGGACUAGCGGCGCGGGAGGGCAACCAGGUCGUGACCUUCGACAUGUGCAGGGGCCAGCUGCAAGAGACACGCCCCCAGCUGUUCAUUAAGAAUUUGGGACCUCCCUUGGCCAAUGAGGUUAAGAUUCUCGAGACACAUCGGGGCAAAAAAGUGACGGUGCUGUUCCCCUCCGGGGCGUUUGUGAGAGCGGAUGUGCACGACCGGGGCAUGAGCGUGUCCGUGCGCGUCCCCAGCCGGGACUUCAACGGCACGCGAGGCCUGUGCGGCACCUUCGACGGAAACAGCCAGAACGACCUCCAUAGUCCGGACGGCACCGCCUACCAGAGCGGAGAGCUGGACCUCUUCAUACAGGACUGGAGGGUUGCGCCGGGGGAGAGCCUGUUUGACCGCACCCCCCCUGCCGAGGCUGGGCCGUCCGAGCGGCCUUUCUGCGCCUGCCAGGGUGGAUACGGCCCCGCCCCCGGCUCUCGGGAGGACCUGUCCGCUCUGUUCGAGCCUCAGCCUGCCCCCUGCUGUCUCUCCCGUGACCACGUGGACCGCGCCUUCCUCUUCCCAUCCAGAGACGUCACAGCUGAGCACACGGCCGACGCCCACCUGCAGCGGACGGCCGCGCUCUCGGCAGAGGAGCUCCGGGUGGACUCGCUGUUUGAGCCCGUGACCCCUCGCUCCAGAGAAUCCGCGCCUCACCCACCCGGGACACGAAGCUCCGUCACCCAGUGGCGCGCCCAGACGACCCCCAGCCUGACCCGCGUGGACCUGCCGGGCUCCCAGGAGGACCAACUGUCGUCCCCGCGCCCGGCGGACACCAUCGCCCCCUGGCCUGCGCCCGACACCCUCGCCUCAGCCCGGGCGCUGGAGCUCUGCCGGGCGUCCCUGCUUGGCUCCGCGGUGGGCGUGGUCUGCGCCGGGCUCCUGGGCCGUCGGCUGGAGGAGGCCGUGGGCCUGUGCGUCCUGGACCUGCGGAUGAAGGACGACCCGGCCCGGGCGGACGCGCUGCUGCCCUUCCUAGAGAAUGAAUGCGAGAGAUGGUGGCUGGAGCUCCGCGCUCAGCAUCCGCCCGUCGCCGCGGCGACGCCGGACGUGCGCGCGGCCCUGCGGUGCCCCAACGCGUGCAGUGGUGACGGCCGGUGCAAGGAAGGGGGUUGCCGUUGCCGUCCGGGACGCGACGGCCAUGACUCCGGCCUCGCCGUCAGCCAGUCCAUCGAGCUCACUGAUUUAGAGAACAACGGUCUGUGUAAUGUCCGGACGCACCACUGCGACAACGUGAGAGUGUUCGGCCUGGGCUUCAUCGAGUCCGAGCGCCUGAUCUGCCUCGUCACCAGAUUCAUGCGCGUGAAAGGGGCGUGGUCCGGCGGACGUGAGCAGCGCGCCAGAGCCUCGUUCAUCAGCUCCAAAGCCGUCGACUGCGCCGUUCCCCCGGCCGGCGGUGCGACCUCUGACCCCGCGGGCCCCCUGCAGGCGUAUUCCCGAUGGGAGAUAAAAGUAUCUAAUGACGGCAGUGCAUCCAGUAACGGGAAGGUUCUGACAAUCUUUGAUGGUGGGUGUCAGCAGUGUGUGCCUUCUGGGCUCUGUAAAUUAAAGGAGAGCACAUGUAACAUAGAGGGGAUGUGUUUUGCGGACAGGGCAGUGAGUCCCUCCAGCCCGUGUCUGUUGUGUAACUCCACCGUGUCCAAAUACACCUGGUCCCUCAAUCAAGAGAACCAGCCGCCCAAAUUCCUGGCACCGGCGGAGGGACUGCGCGCCUUCGCCGGGGAGGCCUUCGUGUUCCAGCUGGCGGCGGCGGACGCUGAGGGCUCGGCCGUGCUCUUCCAGCUGGAGGCGGGGCCUCCCGUGGCCUCGCUCGGCGCGGCCGGCCUCCUCGUCUGGCGCGCGGAGACGGUGGCGGAGGGAGACCAGAGCUUCCGGUUCAGCGUCUUGGACGAGUGUGGCGCCCAGAGCAGAUACACGGUGGAGGUGAGCGUGAGGCCUUGCGACUGCGCAAACGGCGGGACGUGCGUGACCAACGUCAACCUCCCGGCAGGGCGUGGCGAGUAUCUGUGUGUGUGCCCACCCGGUUUCCACGGCGACCUCUGCCAGGACAAGGCGGACUUCUGUGCGUCGAAACCUUGCGGGCCGGGGGAGUGUGUGAACAAGCAGGACAAAUUCUUGUGCCUGUGCCCAGCUGGUCGGAAAGGAUGUACCUUCCCACCUCACUUCUUCAAGUACACACUCGGCUCCGGCGAUGAGUGGUAUGGCGAAGACGAUCGGGACUUUCGAGACCUUCGAGUCGGUGUGGCGCUUUCUGCGACGCGCCGUUCGGUGCUCCUGAAUUACUCAGCUGUGGUGGAGUUACCCCAGGCCAAACCCAGCAACCGGGAGACAUCAUGCCAAGCUUACUGUGUUGUGGUGGAUGGCCUGACAUGCCAGGAGGACAUAAACGAGUGUGAGCGCGUGCCUUGUUUCCGUGGCGUCCCCUGUACCAACACCUUCGGCUCUUUCACCUGCAGCGGCUGCCCGCACGGCAUGUUGGGAGACGGCAUCACCUGCACAGAGCAUGGCACAGCCCCAAUCCCGACUCCAAUCAACACCAUCCUGUCCCUGUCCCUGAACACCACAGUCCGGGCUCAAUCCUCGAAUGGAAAAGUCCCAGCCCCAUCCCCGAAUGGAACAGUCCUGCCCCUUUGCCCGAAUGGAACAAUUCCUGCUCCAUCCUCCAACGGAAUAGCUCCAGCUCAGACCCUGAUCCACCCAGUGCCAGUCCAAACCUCCAGCUCUGCACUCCUGGCCGAGAACUUGGCCACCAAGCCAUCUUCCAACAGCCACAAACCGGGCAAGUCCCUUGUCCUGUCUGGGUCUUUGAUCUCGUCAUGUCCAUGGCCGAUUUUAAUGAAUUCUGAGCUAACACAACAUGGAGACCGAAACAUUGACCGCGAAGGAGCUGGUGGGAAGAACAGAGACAGUGGGCGGAGACAGAGACAGUGGGCGGGGACAGAGACAGUGGGCGGAGUGAGCGUGACGGGCGGCGUAGGAGAGAAGAGACAGGAUGAAGGAGCUCCUGACGCACGGAACAUGACGGCCAGGUGUGCGAGCAGACCGUGUUUCCCCGGCGUCCAGUGCAUCGACCUGCGUCCACCAUAUGUCGGCUACGUCUGCGGGCGCUGCCCGCCGGGCUACCACGGCAAUGGGCGCACCUGCACAAAGCAUGCGAUAAUCAGCCAAAUGGACACCGGCAAAACAAAACACAGCACCGCGGCCGAGACGCCGUGGCACAUCACAGUCACCUAUGAGUUCACGGUCUCCCGGAGAGACAGAUUCGUGUGGCCAGGCCGUAGCUCUCUGGCUCAGAUGGUCUUCAUCCAUUUGUCUGUGGCCAAUGUGACAGAGCAACUCUCCUUGAAACCAGACUUUCACCUGCCCACCACAUCAGUGAGAGAACCCAUCACCUCCAUUAGACACUCAAAUAUCUCUCCAAGGUCACCCCAUCUUCACGUGCCCUCCUCACCAAUCAGGGAGCACCACAAACGCCCAUCGCUGCCUGCCAGGACCCCAGCCCCACAGGCUCUCAGUCACAGGCCCCUCCCUCCGACCCCUCCACCAAUCACAGACAGGAGGGAUACGGCAGUGCGGGGUUUACGAUACACACCCAGUAGCGGGCGCGGCCUGCCUUCGCGCACUCGCGUGCACCUCGGUGCCCAUCACAGCGUGUCCCCAAAAGCGAGCCCACCUCACACCUCAAAGGUCAGCAGUGCUUUGGAACGGGCGGUACAGAAACCCGGCCGGGUCACGCCCUCCGCCGAUCCCAGCCGGCCGACCAGAGCCGCACUGACCCCCGUGAAUUUCUCCGACUACGAGUUCUCUGCAGACGGAGCCCUGGAUGGUGGUGCGGAGGAGGCCCACGACCUCCGACCUCCAGCCCAGGAGAGCUGGCCCACCCCGGGCAGGCAGAGCCGCAUCCUGCCGCAGAGCUUCAGCCCGGGCUCCACCCAUCUCUUCCACCGUGGGCGGAGCCCUGUCCCAGCACAGGUGCAGGACAGGAGCGUCACCUGUGCAGGUGUUGCCUGCUUCCCUGGUGUACAGUGCGAGCGUGUGGGAGAGGCGGCCCUCAGGUGUGGCCGAUGUCCUCUGGGCUACACAGGAAACGGGAGAGUUUGCAGAGCUGUAUGCAGGCACGCGUGUACACAAAACAUGGAGUGUGUGGCGCCAAACACCUGCCGCUGUAAACAAGGAUACGCUGGCCUGAACUGUCAAACAGCUGUCUGCAGACCGGCCUGUCAGAACGGAGGGGUGUGCAUCGCUCCGGGAGUGUGUGACUGCACACAGGGUUAUCAUGGAGACACAUGCGAGAACGCUCUCUGUACCUCACCGUGUGUGAACGGGGGCACCUGUGUGAGGCAGGACACCUGCUCCUGUCGCUAUGGGUUUGUUGGCCCCAGAUGUGAGACAAUGAUGUGUAACCGCCACUGUCAAAACAGAGGCCAGUGUGUGUCGCCUGAUGAGUGUGAGUGUCUGCUAGGUUGGACGGGACCUUCAUGUGAAACAGCUCUGUGCGAUCCCGUAUGCCUGAACGGAGGGGUGUGUGUGCAGCCAAACUCCUGUUUCUGCCAGCAGGGCUUCUACGGAGCUCAGUGUCAAAAUGCUAUCUGCAGUUCCCCCUGUAGGAACGGAGGUGUGUGUGUGCGGAACGGUGUGUGCUCCUGUCCAGAAGGCUACUCCGGCACCCAGUGCGAGAAGAGUGUGUGCGAGCCCGUGUGCAUGAAUGGCGGCAGGUGCAUGGGCCCGGGUGUGUGUGACUGCGGGUCAGAUUGGAGAGGCCCGAGGUGUGACAAGCCGACAUGUCUUCAGAAGUGUUUAAAUGGAGGAGAGUGUGUGGGCCCCAACAGAUGCCACUGCAGUGCUGGAUGGCAGGGGACACUGUGCCAAACACCGGUGUGCAAGCAGAGGUGUGCGUUUGGCAGUCGGUGUGUGAGGCCCAACGUGUGUGCCUGCCGGAUGGGAUACACAGGUCCGCUGUGCGCUAGCAAGCUUCCUGUUCAUCGAGGAGGAGGAGGGGAGGCCCGCGUAGUGAUGACACCGGCCACACGUCUGAGUGCAUAGCAACCAGACCCAGUUACCAUGUUACCACUGUCAACCUGUAAAUGUCUACAGUCUGUAUGUAAAUUACAUUCUGUGGUUUUUAAAGUGAAAAUACAGUAA